ACACCGAGAGAGAAAGAGAGGAAAACAAUUAGUGAUACAGAGAGAGAGCGAGCGAACGCGGUAGUGAGAGUGUAAGUGGGUGAAUAAUAGAGAAAACAUUCACUUAAUAAAUUCGACAUGGCAUUAUUUAAUAGUCUCUGACGAAUUCUUUCGAUCCAUAAUGAUAGCGAGAAAACAUUGGUAAUAAACUGAAACAAGUUAGCCACGGCCUAGUGCCCCACGCUCAAUUGUGGAGCGACUCAUUUGCAUGUUGAUGAAGCUGAAGAUAAAGACCAUGUUGACAGCGAAUCGCUGCUUGUCGCCCCAUUGGAAUCUAUUUUUGUGUCUGCUGUGUGCGUCACUUCUGGAUUUGGGUUGCGCUUGGAAGUGCCUGUACAAAGAGUUUCCAGUGAUCGACCAACAGAUGCGGGGCAUUUGGUUUAUCUACGCCUCGAGGCCGGAGGUAGUCAACAGAUGUUUGAUCGAAGGAAUGGACUUGUAUUGGAACCGCAUCACCUACACGGACUAUAGUCAAAUCGCCGUGGAGCUGCAUUGCUCUCAGCCCUUUUACCGGCAGCAAAUGAUUAUUUAUACGCGCCGAGAGUACCCAUCAAUUGAAAUAAUCGACCUGGUAAGCAAUUAUCUGAAAACUGUGAGGCUAUCGAUCCAAGACUUUCACCUGGUCAAUAAGGAAACCUGCAUGAGGAACCCCAAAGAGCCCAUUCAGCGCUGGCACCUGUCCAAGUACCAGCAUAUGGGCUACAAUCCGCAUUAUUUGAGGCCUCUCGUUGUCGACAAAAAUAUCUGAGCUGCUCUUUCCAACUUUCUUCCCCAUCGACCAGCGGAAUUUGCAUAUGCCGAUUUUCGGGGCCAACCUGAUUAGUUCGUGGCAACUUAUUAAUCAAGCCCAAAGAGGAAUAACUAAAAUGUGUGCACUGAGAGAAAUUUCAAAUACAAUAAUUAAUAUUUCUUUAAAA
Drosophila mojavensis is the source of this 956-nucleotide messenger RNA. RefSeq lists its product as uncharacterized. The coding region runs from base 248 to 787 and encodes 179 amino acids. Lineage: Eukaryota; Metazoa; Arthropoda; Insecta; Diptera; Drosophilidae. The record is from RefSeq and is a predicted model, not a curated record. The transcript is spliced from 3 exons.